UACCAGCGCUGCUGACGUUUUUUUCUGUGGCGGCAACGUGCUCUCGGAUUGCAUUUCUUCAGGGGUUCGCGGAUGCGUUGGCAUCUUGCGUGCGGAUUUCGGGUUCCUCAUUCAGUGCGGAUCGUUGGCGGCAAUUGCCACCGCGGAAAUCGACAAGGUGGACGCGGCAAUCCAAAGGACUCGAGCCAGGCGAAAAUCAAUCAGCAACUCACGCGGAAGACUCCGGCACGGCUGGUCGGAGCAGUGACUCAUCGCGGACAGUGUUAUCAUCGCCAUUCGGUGUGGUUGCGUCGUUGCGGUCGCGUGUGUUCCAGCGCUCCCCGGGGAGCCAGUGGCCCAAAUAAGUGCGUCCCUUAUCAGUGUCUUAUCUAGUUCCCCCUUAUCAGUGUUGUGGUUCUGAAAUUAGCAUAAACACCAGGCGCCAUGGACGCGGAGCGAAUCUAAAAGCGCGCCCCAGCCUCCCCUACGCAGCCACCGUCGAGCUCCUGCAUCUCGUCCAGUUCGGAAGGAAACUCCGAAGAUUCCAAGAUGACGUCACAGUACGUCUUGCUGAAGACGAACUCUUAUAUAAUAAGAAUGAGUCGUGAGGACAACAUAUGUUGGUUCCAUGGUAAAGUUUCUCGUGAACGUGCAGAUGAAAUUCUUCUUGAAGAAGGGCGAGCAGGGAAAGGUGAUGGUGUCUUUCUAGUAAGAGAGAGUAAUAGUUCCACUGGUGACUUUGUUUUGUCAGUGCUCCAUCAGGGGAAGGUGCACCAUUAUCAAAUCCGCCGUCAUGGAGAAGAUGCUUUCUUCUCCAUAGAGGAUCAGAGAACAAUUCAUGGCCUCGAUUCGUUGAUUCAACACUAUCAGGAGUCGUCACAGGGAGUGGUUCCUCAACUAUCAGCGAUAGUUAAGCGCGAUCCUCCUCCAAACGACUCACGGAGUCAUGGAACAACAAAUCUCCUGCAUCGUUCAACAGAAAACAGUAGUCAUACAGUUGUUGCGGAAUUACUCAAAUGUGGUUACAGAAAUUUCGAUGCGAAAAACCAAGAUGGACAGACAGCAAUACAUUUGGCUUGCUUACACAGCGAUGAAAAAAUGUUAAAAUUACUUUUAACUGUGAACGUAAAUGUGAAUUCUUGCGAUACUGCAGGGAAUGCACCAUUGCAUUACGCUUGUCGAAAGCAGUCAGGCAGCUUUAUUCAAACAUUAAUCGACGCAAAAGCAAACAUACAAUUACGAAAUUUACAAACAGGACGCGUGCCAUUACACGAAGCAGCAGAGCAUGGAAAUCUAGAGGCUGUUAUGGUGCUUCUAGAGCACAAUGCUCCACAUAUGCCGCGAACGAAAUCGGAGGAAAUUCCAAUUGAUUUAGCCGGCAAACAUUCAAAAGUCAAAGAAUAUUUAUCAAAUUUCGUCCCGAAAUCGCCAAAAACAACAAAACAGCUUUGGUAUCAUGGAACUCUUAGUAGAGAGGAAGCGCAGGCAGCUCUAAAACGUUUUGCAGAAACAUUCAUUCCGCCACCAAAUGAAACUGACAGUAAUAAUGGGAAUCAACAGCCAGAUGAAAAUCAAAACGUAGGAACAGAUGUAUCUGGUGCAUUUCUUGUACGGUUUUCAGAUCGAAGUGGAUAUGUGCUUACUCUGUUGCAUGAUGAUGUGGCGAGAAAUUUUAUUAUUCGUAAAGAUGCAAAAACUGGAUAUCUCUGCAUAGACGAGGGUCCCUAUCAUCCAUCAUUAGAGCAUCUAGUUCAGCACUACAUGCUUUUCCAAGACGGUCUUCCAGUCAAUCUUCGAUAUCCUGUACCGCCCAAACCCAAACCGAAACCACCUACCCUUUCUACAUUGCCAAAAUCUGCAUCGAAAAAUCGCAGUCAAAAUGGUUCCGUGCUACGAUCAAUAAACCCUAAUGAAACCACACCGCCAACUUCGCAUAUACCUCAACGAAAUCUUUCACUUCCCGGCGACGAUGCAAUGAAUCGUGUUGGACUUUUUGAAAAUAACGAAGAUGAGGACAAGAAGAAAAUUUUCCGAAGUUUAAAACUACCAUCGCCAAAGAAGAAAAACAUCAUCAUUGACGGCAUGCGAAGCCUGCGAAAAUCAAAAAACAAAAGUCCAUUGAAAUCUCAUCGGAAAGAUAAAACGGGAAAUAGUGCAAGUGCUACAACUUCACCAGAAAGCGUUAGACCAGAAUGUGAUAAUACAAUUGCCGAAUCGCUGAUAAAGAGUCUUUCGUUUUCGACAGAUUUCGCGAAUCUUUCAAUGGACGGCAUGUAUAAUACACCAACGAAUAACUGUUCUGUGGUGGACAUUGAUAUUGGGGAAGGCGCCCCUCUGAACUCACAAAUGGCAAAUAAUAAAGAGGCCAACCAUCAAAAGUCUGAUAAUUCAGUAGUUAAUAGCGGUAAUUUAGGUAUUGAAGUAAUCGGGGAUGAAAAGGAGAGUGAAUACUAUGUGAAAAGUGAUAAAGAUAUUGCAACCGAAAGAGAGGCUAAAGAAAAGUCGGUUUUCUUGGAUCCACCGGUGACAACAAAGCCAUCAGCGGAAUCAUCAUCCAUCGACCGCUUAACACCUCCGAAUUUCACCUACAUUCCGUGCCUCGAUGUUCGAGAAUUUAUCGAUCAAAACCCGUCCAAAGAUUCAGAAUUAGAAGAAUCGUCAGCCAUGUUGCGGCAACUGUCGCAGCAACCAGAACGUCUCGAAUCAAUGAUCUCACGAAUGAGCAUGUCCUCGGAAAUAAGAGAUAUAUUUGGUAGACAAAUGAGCACAUCAUCAUCAUCUGAGGACAGUCCAACAAAAAUGAAACUGAAUUAUUUUAUACCAUAUGAUUGUUUGAUACGAGGAGAUCUUAUUGGCAGCGGGGAAUUCGCGUCGGUGUACAAAGGCACUCUCAUUCAACCAUCAACGGAUACUAAUAGUGAAGUGAGAUAUGCUGUUGCCAUAAAGAUGCUUAAAGAUGAACAUUGCCGGAGCAAUAAACAAGAGUUUCUACGAGAAGCGAGUGUCAUAAUACGAUUGCAACAUCAUUGCAUUGUAAAGCUAAUUGGAAUUUCGAAUGGUCCCUCGCUUAUGAUGGUGCAAGAGCUGGUUUCGUUGGGCUCCAUGUUGGAUUAUAUCCACAAGAAUCCGGAUAAAGUUAAUCCAAAUUGUGAGCUGAAAAUUUGGGCGUCUCAGAUAGCUUGCGGUAUGAACUAUCUUGAAUCACAGCACUUUGUUCAUCGUGACCUAGCGGCUAGAAACAUCCUCCUCUCAUCCCGCAACCAAGCUAAAAUCAGCGACUUUGGACUGUCACGGGCCUUGGGCAAUGAUAAUUGUUAUGAAGCGAAGGAAGGUGGUCGAUGGCCAAUCAAAUGGUACGCCCCGGAAAGUUUCAAUCACGGUCUCUUCUCGCAUGCCAGCGACGUGUGGUCAUUCGGAGUGACACUCUGGGAAAUGUACACAUACGGUCUGGCACCGUAUGGUGAGUACAAUGGAACGCAAACCAUCAAAUAUAUCGAGGAUGGACGCCGCUUGCCCAAGCCCGCAGAUUGCCCAAGUGAUAUUUACAAAGUAAUGGAGAAUUGUUGGAAUUAUAACCCGCGUGAUCGGCCAACUUUCCGCUAUCUAACAGAAUACUUCCUGAAGGAUCCAAAUUAUCAGAACUUGAGCGAAUUGAUUCAAAGUGAACAUAUAAGUUAAGCGAGAAAAGUAUUAUCAUUGUUAGUCACUAUGUGUCAUUGAUAGUUUAGUUCAAAUGUGAUGGCCGAUGUUGCUUGCUUGCUUCUUGCGGUUGCUUGCAUCUCCUGGGAGCGCGUAUUUAGCAAUCAUUUUAUAACGAGCUUAUGAUGAACAGUUUUGAGCCGUGUUCAAUACAAUUCCAAACUUUCCUUGAAAAUAUACUCCUCACGUUAGCUGCAAUUUUAAUCGGCCAUCAAUACGUAACGCACUACGUUGGGUCAACCGCAAGCUUUGUGUUAAGAUAUGACUAAGCAUUAUUAAUACUUUAUUAUUACAAAUUAACAAACUUCAAUGGUUGGUGUUAUGUGCGAAUUGGGGUUCAAUAACUAAUGAAUUUUAUUAUAAACUCUCGAAUAUAUCAUAAAUGGCUAUAAAUGGUUAGUGCUAGUAAUCCCUGCUAUGAAAUAUUUAUUGCCCGUUGCAAUUAUAAGUUUAAUUUAAUGAUUCCAAUUUAUAUUUUUGCAAUAAUUCCUUAGGAUGCCAUUUAAAUUUAUGAAGCUUUUUGGUUGCAUUUAUUUUCUCUGCAAGGCAAAUUUUUAUUUUCACAGAAUAAAACAGUUUUUGUUAAGUUUGUGUCCUUUAGAAUUUUAAGUUAUAUAUUGUUCAAAUAUAUAUAGUAUAUUGGCGGUAAAUAUACAUAUAUAUAUAUCAUUAAUUUGUUAUACAUAUUGUGUAUUUACAAUUGUAAAUAACAAAGUAAAAUAUUCUAAUGUUGUACUAUUUAGAUAAAAAUAUAGUUAUGUGUUUUUAC
Molecule: messenger RNA, 4447 nt
Organism: Hermetia illucens (black soldier fly)
Lineage: Eukaryota; Metazoa; Arthropoda; Insecta; Diptera; Stratiomyidae
Gene: Shark
Product: tyrosine-protein kinase Shark
Exons: 8
Coding region: 529-3657 (1042 amino acids)
Biological process (GO): protein phosphorylation
Molecular function (GO): ATP binding; protein binding; protein tyrosine kinase activity
Source: RefSeq, a predicted model, not a curated record